Parnassius mnemosyne (clouded apollo) is the source of this 1004-nucleotide messenger RNA. The record is from the annotation of a GenBank genome assembly. NCBI's taxonomy places the organism in Eukaryota, Metazoa, Arthropoda, Insecta, Lepidoptera, Papilionidae.
AAAUUAAGCAGCUGAUCACCGAAAAUUACAAUAUUUUAUAGUAAUUUUUAAAUAUUUAUUACGAUCUGAUUUACGAAACUUAAUUAGUUGAUCUAUAAAUUUACAACGUAGUGUUUACCUCAAUUUACUAAUAAAUCUCUAAAAAAAUGCUUCGAAAAGUGGCUAUGGGAUCCGGGGUGAUCGCGUUGAUACCAACAAUCAGCGCUGCCUCUCCUGUUCAGGAGAGUCCGAAAGAACCUCUAAAACCGCCGCCAAUGAGACCCUCUGAGCUUCCAAUAUACGAAGCACCACAUGCUGAAUAUGGGGAAUACAUAAAAUCAAAAGCCAAGGCCGAGAAAAGUAGCUACCUAAGAUCAGUAAUACAUCCACAAGUGCAAGCAGUACGAGAGACAGCCCAAAUUGGCAUAGCUCACACUGAAUCGCUUUUACAUACCGUUCAAGACAAUUACCACGAGUUCCGGGACAGAACUGCAUGGAUUGUCCAGUACCUAAGAGAAGAAGAUAACAAGGAAGUACGAUAUGGAGCAGUUGCCAUGGGAGGUCUUACAGGUUUUAUAUUUGGCCUUAGAGGAGGCAUUAUUAGGAGAGUAUUUUAUGCCGGUAUCGGCACAGCGGCAAUGGGUGGCAUAUGCUUCCCUGAAGAGACAAAAGAAAUUGCAAAGAGAAAUGGGGCUUUAGCCAAACAGUAUAUUAAUAUUGCAUACAACUUCUUGUAUGGUGUGAAACCCGGUGACCCACAACUUGAGGUAAAGUUCCCCGAACUGUCCUUGCCUAAGAACGUAUCUGAGUUAGUCGAUUUGACAGUUUCAAUUGCUGAGUCUGCCAAGCAGGCAAUUAUGCCUCCACCAUCAAAAGACACAGUUGACCAUAAACCACUGGAGAGUAAAGAAUAGAAGGAGAGUUGCAUCAAGACAAUAGUAGAAUGUUUUAAAGACCUCUUAUUUAUUACAAUAUUAUGUUAGUGUAAUAAUAAAUAAAAAAAGCUAAAUUAAAUCAUUUAUUUG